Messenger RNA from Linum tenue, 1848 nucleotides. NCBI's taxonomy places the organism in Eukaryota, Viridiplantae, Streptophyta, Magnoliopsida, Malpighiales, Linaceae. The record is from the annotation of a GenBank genome assembly.
AAGUAAGUGAGCAGAGUCUCUUCUCCCCCAUUUCUCCGGCAACAAACAAUGGCGAAGCUUCUUUCCGAAGCUACCAAACGGGUCUUCACUCCGGAAACACUACGGUCCGCCGCCAAGCAAUCGGAGGGAUGCCUCGUGGUUUCCGUCCGCCUCCGCCGGGCAAUCAAAAGGUACCUCAAGGAGCUGGAGGAGCCGCACAUGAAGAAGAAAGUGCUGAGGCUGUCUCAGUCCUUCAGCGAAAUCAAGGACGCCAACUCCAUGCUUUCCGCCAAUACUUCCAAGGAGCUGGUCGAGGAUCCCUUCAAGUCGAUGGAGAGCUCCCAGCGGUGGAAAAUCAGGAGCGCUUAUGGAGACAUCGGGCUCACGUACUCGGAUAGCGAGACCGUCGCUUAUGUAGCUUCUCGAAUGCCCGCCGUUUUCUCUGCCUGCUUCCGCGUUCUCAACGAGGUAGGGAAAAGGUUGCCGGAUUUUUCUCCGGCGAAGGUGUUGGAUUUCGGUGCUGGGACUGGUUCAGCAUUCUGGGCUAUGAAAGAAGUGUGGCCAAAAUCAAUCAAGAAGGUAAAUUUAGUGGAACCAUCUCAGUCAAUGCAGCGUGCAGGCAGAAGCCUUAUCCAAGGAUUGAAGGAUUUACCACUUAUUCAUGGCUAUGAUAGCAUUCAGGGUCUAAGUAAAAAUCUCAAGAAGACUGAGAGAGAGCAUGACCUCGUGAUUGCUUCAUAUGUGCUUGGUGAGAUACCAUCGAUGAAAGAUCGAAUUACUAUAGUGCGCCAGCUUUGGGAUCUUACCCGAGAUGUCUUGGUUUUAAUUGAACCAGGCACACCACAUGGAUCUAACAUCAUAUCUCAGAUGCGAUCUCACAUACUGUGGAUGGAGAAAAGGAAACUCCGUAAAUCUCAAAAGAAAAGCAGUGAGACGUGCAGCGACUUGGUUCCCGUUAACAAUGGUGUUUUUAUUGUUGCCCCUUGUUCCCAUGAAGGGCGGUGCCCUUUGGAGAAAUCUGGAAAAUACUGUCAUUUUGUUCAGCGCUUGCAAAGAACAACCUCACAAAGGGUAUACAAGAGCUCAAAGGGUGGUGGACCAUUGCGCGGUUUCGAGGAUGAGAAGUUUUCUUUUGUUGCUUUCAGACGAGGACAAAGACCUCGGGACACUUGGCCGCUGUCUGGUGUGAAAUUAGAAAGUCUGAAAGAACAACGUGCAAACAGAAGUUCAGCAGAAGUUCUGGAAAUUGAUUACGAUGAAUAUGCGGAGCAGCACGAAUACGAAGAAGAGGAUGACGACGACGUUGAUGAUGGGAAACACAAAGGAGCAGACCGCAUCAAUUAUGACUCUGAUUUCAGUGAAACUGACAACAUUGAAGAUGAUAAUGAAGAAGGACAGGAACAAGAAGAGAUGGUAAAAACAGACGCAGCAGAAACAAGUGAGGCAGACCUCGGGGGCGGUUGGGGAAGGAUCAUUUUCUCGCCGGUUCGAAGAGGCAAGCAUGUUACUCUGGAUGUCUGCAGAUCAGUGAACGAGGAGAGCACAGAGGGCUCAUAUGAACGCAUAGUCGUGACCAAGAGCAAGAACCCGACAUUGCAUCACCAAGCCCGCAAAUCUCUGUGGGGUGAUCUCUGGCCCUUCUGAGAAAUAGCUCCAUUUAAUUAAUUUUUCUGUAUCUAAAGUUCUGUAACAGAAUAUAAAUGUACCAAAAUUUCCAGAUGGCCUUUGCCUUCUGCUGCAUCCCAGAAUGCAACUAAGAACAACUUUUGUAUUGACAUUCUAUUGAUCAAUAAAUGAAGAAUGGAUCAUCAUAGGGAUCCAAUAUUUUCUUCCUUGGCAGAAUGAGAAACAUCCUUUGUUUGCUUUAGU